Molecule: messenger RNA, 498 nt
Organism: Aspergillus eucalypticola CBS 122712
Lineage: Eukaryota; Fungi; Ascomycota; Eurotiomycetes; Eurotiales; Aspergillaceae
Exons: 3
Source: RefSeq, a predicted model, not a curated record
AUGUACAAUAUCGAUCUUCAUCUCAGCCCCCACAAAGGCGAAGUGACAAUCGCGGACGAAUCAACAGCCGCGGAUGACGAGAUAACCGAUGAUGGGUUGACCGAUGAUGGGUUGACCGCCGAUAGUGAAAGUAAAGACGGUUAUGCCCUUGCCUCAACCAGCGAGUCGAACGCGGUGGACAACCAAGAUGACUGCACUUGGGAGUACAAUUUCUCGGAAGAUGAUUUCCAUCCUGUUACGAAGCAGGCCACGAAAGUGGAGAGCUCAGUGGCAAAAGCCAAGCGGCUGGCUGCUGCCGAGAGACAACGGCUCUAUCACCAAAAGUGGAGGGCCAGAAUGUCACCGGAACAAGUGAAGCGCUUCCAAGAAUACACUAGAGACGCCAUGCGAAACAGGGAAUAUCAACAGAGGAGACGCAGAGAAAAUCCGGGUAUCGACAAGAAGUUGUACGAUGCGCUUCCCGAGGAGAAAAAGGCAGAGAGGCGAGAACGCCGAGCU